Caenorhabditis briggsae is the source of this 1572-nucleotide messenger RNA. NCBI's taxonomy places the organism in Eukaryota, Metazoa, Nematoda, Chromadorea, Rhabditida, Rhabditidae. The transcript is spliced from 5 exons. The record is from RefSeq and is a predicted model, not a curated record. The coding region runs from base 1 to 1572 and encodes 523 amino acids.
AUGAUCGACGCCUACAAGGAUGAGGAGCAGAAACGAAAAGAAAUGGAACUGAAUUUGAAGCGACAGGAGUUAGAGUUCCCCGAAAAGAAGAAAAAGAGCACAUCGAAGCCUCGAAAAAUCCACAUCGUCCCCAAACCAUGCAACCACACGACCCAAACGAAAAACGAGUUGAUCGUCAAGACAGUAAACGAAGGACCAAGUGAUGAGGUCAUCUGUUCACCAACUGGACAACAACCUCAGAAAUAUCAGAAUCCGCAGAUUCUGAAUCCUCAGGCUUUUCAGCAACAGCAAUUCCAGCCCCAAUACGUUUUGGUGCCAGUGGAGAUGUUGAGGAAUACGAAGACAGUCAGAAGACCUUCUGGAAUUCCGGCCAACUUUGAUCCGUCUCUCCUAAACCACCAAGACCGCACAAUUGUUGAAAGUGUGGCCACUCAAACAUCAGAUCGUCUUAUGCUGAGCAAUGAGACGGAUUUGGAGAAGAAGACUUCAGAAGACUGGUUAUCUGGAUUUGACGAAAGAGACGGUGAAAAGAUAGAUGUCGAUGAGGAAUGUCAAGAACAGGAUAGUGAGAGAUGUAUGAGACGUCGGAGAGAUUGGGAGGAUCGGAAGGCUCAUCAACCUGUAGAUUCAGAUGAGACUCGAGUUUCGAUGGAGAGUGAUGCUCCACCAUCACCGCCAAAGGAUGAUGAUUCUUCUUCGGGAGUCACGUCUUCUGGAGUGACGUCAUCUGGGGUGACAUCUUCUGGAACUCAGCCUACUCCAACUUCUUCUUCUGACCCGAAAACUUUAGCUUCUUCUGGUGUAGAUGGCAAAGAUCAAGUAAACAAUGAUUCUGAUGGUUCAAAUGGAGCCAAUGAUGGCCGUGGAGGUCGUCACAAGCGAUCCAGUCCGAAGAGAUCCCCUCCGGGAUCCGGAACCCCAGGAUCAGGAGUCAAUGAUUCUAACGGAUCGGAUAGUGCCCCCGGAUCUGGCCAAUCGGAUACCACUGGUCCACCACCACCACCGCCACCAGCUCCACUAGCUCCCAGGAGAUCUCCACCCAAGCCUUACAAUGGAUCUGAUGGUUAUGGCGGAGCUUAUGGACCAUCUGGAAUCAAAGGAUCUUCACCUCCGAAACCAACGAAUUCAGAUGCUUUAAAAGGUCAUGAAAAUGGUUCAAAGGAUCAGAACAAUUUGAAGGAUCCAAGACAUUCUAAGAAUCCAAAAGAUCCGAAAGAUCCGAAAGAUCCGAAGGAUCAGCAAAAACCACCGAAUGAGGAUAAGAGCUAUGUGGCUAGCCAGUACAUUGGCCAACCUGGGGAGAAUGUUUCUAACGUUCCACCUCCACCACCACCACCCAAAUCAUCGUCGCCAGCCGGCCGCGCCUCAAUUUUCCCAUAUUUCAUUGAUCCGAAAGCUCCAUCGGCCAGUGUGUCUACUAGUAAAGCGUCGUCCAAAUACACGGAUCCCGAGUUGGUUCCAACUGAUUCGUCGUGUGCGCUGUACCGCCAAAAGAGAAAGAAAAUGCCCGAAGAUUCUGCCAAGAUCUACACUGCAACUCCGAAAACACCAAAAUCGGAUCCUAAAAAUUAA